Molecule: messenger RNA, 867 nt
Organism: Pundamilia nyererei
Lineage: Eukaryota; Metazoa; Chordata; Actinopteri; Cichliformes; Cichlidae
Source: RefSeq, a predicted model, not a curated record
AUGGUGCAGUAUGAAGUGACCGUGCUCACUGGUGAUCGCCUUAAUUCCACUACUCUUAACAAUGUCUUCAUUAAGCUGGUGGGCACAGAUGGGGAGAGUGAUCGCACGUGGCUCAUGGGCUUGAAAGGGGCUACAUCCUUCGUUAUAGGAGCCGAGGUUCAGUUCUCCUUCACCAAAAAUUCUGAGUUUUUCUUCACUGCUUCCACAGGACUGACUGAGCUGAAGCUGAAGGGACUGGAUAACUGUAAGAAGAAGUGGGAUAAUAUUGACAGCAUCAAUCGAGUGUUGUGCUGCAAAAAGACUGACAUAUCAGAAUAUGUUCAUGAACACUGGAAAGAGGAUGCUUUCUUCAACCCCAUGUUGAUUCAGCUUUGUACAGCCCUGCCCAGUAACUUCCCUGUCACUGAUGACAUGGUCUUUCCCCAUGGCCAGUGCAGCCUGGCAGGUGAAAUGAAGAAAGGGAACAUAUUCUUGUGUGACUACAAGCGUCUGGAUGGAGAAAAAAGCAAACACCAUCAACGGGAAGAAGCACUUCUCAAACCUCACACACGCUACUCACCGCAUGUCAACCUCUUAGCUCGAAGUCGUCUCAUAUCUGAGACUGGCAGUUUCACUCAGUUUGUAGUAUUGGGUGGAGAGGGCAUGGUUACCAUCCUGCAGAUGUCAGUGUCCUCAAUGACCUACAGCUCCCUCUGUAUGCCAGAUGACAUUGCUGAACGUGGCCUGGAGGCUGUGCUAAACUUCUACUACAGGGAUGAUGGACUAAAGAUUUGGGAUAUCAUCCACAGGGCGUGGUCUGUGCUGCCACCGGCUCUGCCACCAUUUGCCCCAGCUCCUUCCCUGGCCGGCUGGGUCCUUGGUCCUUAG